This is a messenger RNA of Echinostoma caproni, 1761 nucleotides long. The record is from the annotation of a GenBank genome assembly. NCBI's taxonomy places the organism in Eukaryota, Metazoa, Platyhelminthes, Trematoda, Plagiorchiida, Echinostomatidae.
AUGCUCUCUAUGAUAGCUCUUGGUACAAUGGAACCGAUGAGAGCUGAUGGACGUCAAUCGAUCUGUUACGACAAUCUGAUUAUCGGAGUUCCACGUGUACGUCAACUGCGAAUGUCCUCCAAUUCCUGCCUGAUCCCGACUGACUUUAGGGAAGAUAUCAGGGAAUGUUACGGACCGUACGAUGUGACUCACGAAGACAAGACAUCAUUUGGCCCGAUGAAUGGGACUGCAUGGAUAUACACCCCAUCAGACGAAUUGGAAAUGUCACUAUUCUGGGGCACAGCCAGUUUGUAUGGAGGAGGUGGCUACUAUGUGGAUCUAUCCACCAAUCGCUCGGAGGCCGAUGAUCAACUUCAAUUUUUGUUCGACAACUUAUGGCUGGAUCGUGGAACGCGAGCUGUGUUUCUGCACUUUACAAGUUAUAAUCCGAAUUUGAAUUUGUUUUCUGUUGCUCAGAUCGUCGUUGAAGCACCGGGAUCCGGUGGACUGAUCAGUACAUCCGAGUUUCGAUCUGUCAAACUGCUCCGCUAUGUCACAACUUUUGACUACUUUGUGCUGGCGUGUGAAUGCAUUUUCUUGCUGUUCACAUUAUAUUACAUUGUGGAGGAGAUUAUGGAGAUUUCCAAGCACAAGUGUUCAUAUUUUACCUCGGUGUGGAAUUGGUUGGACAUUAUUAUCAUUGCUCUCAGUCUCAUAUGUGCCGCGUUCAACAUCUAUCGAACCAUCAAAGUGAACGAGCUGUUGGACGAUUUGCUACAGAAUCCGGAUCAGUUCGCCAAUUUCCAACUGUUAAGUAUAUGGCAAGUGAACUUCAACUACGGUAUUGCGGUGACUACUUUUCUGGCCUGGAUGAAGAUUUUCAAAUACAUCAGUUUCAACAAAACCAUGACCCAAUUGAGCUCAACGUUGGGUAAUUGUGCGAAGGAUUUAGCCGGUUUUGCUGUCAUCUACACCUUGUUCCGCAUUAUCCUUGGUGAUUUCGAUUUUGCCGCACUUGAGCGUGCGAACAGCGUGUUCGGUCCGAUCUACUUCAUUGUCUACGUGUUUUUCGUGUUCUUUGUCCUGCUCAACAUGUUCAUCGCGAUUAUCAACGAGACCUACGUCGGAGUCAAAUCGGAUUUGCAAAAUCAGACAAACGAUUUUGAGAUGAAGGAUUUCUUCAAAACGCGCAUGAAGAAAAUGUUGGAUAGAUUGCAUAGGAAGAAAAAUCGAAUCGAGAAAUUGCAACAAGCAAUGGAAUUGGCUAACACAAACAAAGGUGGUCGAAUGGAUUUCCUCGAACUGCGGGAGCAUUUGAACUCACAAGGUUUCACUGCAGAAGAAAUCGAUAAUGUGUUCGGACGAUUCGACACGGACCAGGAUAAAACAUUGUCCAGUGUGGAACAGUUAAAGAUGCAAGCCAAACUGGAGGAGGAAAAGAUGGCUUUGGUUAGCGAAAUAGCCAAAGAAGAACAAGUUGCUCUCGAAACCGGGCUGGCUGACGAGACUAUUCAAGUACCACCGGUCACUCAACGUGAGUUUACGCGAGCGUUGAAACGUCUCGGACGUAUUGAGACCGGGAUGAGCACGAUGAUGCAACAUCUGAGUACCGUUUUGCAAGGUUUGAGUUCAGUGGAGAAAGCCAAACUGAUUCGUCGGGAGGCGAUGACCGAAUUGUUACAAACUGUGAUCACGUGUAUCUGUAGUUUGAAGUGCAUGCUUGAUCCGAGCAGAUUCGCUGCACUCUAUGUGGAUGUCGAAUAUCGAACGGGAUUCCUCUAG